AUGGACGACGACAAUAGCAGCCAAAACAGUGCGCCGGAAACGGAGCAACCGCGGCGCCGCUCCACUCGCUUGCGCCGAGCUCCCGCCUCCGUCUAUGCCGUCGCGAAUGUCAGGUCCAAGGUUCAGGAUGACAGUGACGAGGAUUCAGCCGAGCACGACUCGGCCGAAGAGGCCAAGGAACCAGGGAGCGACGACAACGACGAGGACAACAGCGGAGAAGAUGACGCACAAGAUGACAGCAUGCAGAGCCCCCCUGCACAGCGUCGCAGCGCUCGCCACCGGCAUCUGCGCUUUGAGACCCUGGAUGAACGCACUCUCUUGCCCCCAGCAAACAAACUGUACAUAGUUGAGCCUGCCAAAUCAGACUCUGAGGAGGAGCAGGGUGAAGACGAAGGCGAUGAUGACGAUGGAGAUGCAGAGGAUGAUGAGGAUAACAACGACAGUGAUGCGGCCAAGGCCAAGACACCAGUGGCACGGCGCCGCAUCACUCGACCCCAAGCCACGGAUAUCGUCGUUCUGCCUCCUCUACGCGAGGGCUUGCGUGUUAGGCGCAUGUCCCGACAAGCUGCCGCGGCCUUGCACCCCGAGCUUUUGGCCAUGGUGGAUACGGGUCUCAUUGACGCAAAUGGUAAUUUCACCGCCGGCGCUAGCAACCCAAGUUCUGCCGGGUCCGACUCGGACGACCAGUUUGCUGCUCGUGCGCGCCCUCAACGUUCCCACAAGCCGGUGGAUCGCUACGCGCCCCCCAGCCCAUCACAGCCGCAGCUAGCCAGCAAACUGACACCGGCUGAAACAGAUCGACUGACGCGUCUGCAAGAGAAGUUGGACCAGGAAAUGAGCCCCGGGCAGUACAACCUGCGACAUACUCGCACGCGUAGCGCGGCCCAAAUCACUAGGCCGACAGCCUCAGCCAGCCGCUCACAGCGGCGAGGCAGCACACGACGCCGUGACUCGCAUACGACCCGCCCCGCGGAGCGGCGGCGCACUCGCUUCCGCAAUCUCGAGCGACACGGUUCGUCAACCGAGGAAGACAUGGAUCCCGAUGAGCUUUAUUUCCAGAUUCGCAAAUCCAAAUCCAUGAGCAACGCCCGUGAUCAGAUGCUUCCCGUCAAUUUCAACGCCGCAGGAGGUGAUCGUCACGUUUUGUGGGAGCGUCAACGGGCCCACCGAGGCAAUGCACUGGGCAAUAGUGGAGCCGAUGUUGAGCCCAUGUCCAUCGAUAGUCAUGUCACUUUUGAAAGCAUCGGCGGUUUGGAUCACCACGUUCAGUCUCUUCGUGAGAUGAUCGUGUUCCCGCUCCUCUACCCCGAGGUGUUUCAAAAGUUCAAGAUGGAUCCGCCGCGUGGUGUUCUUUUUCAUGGACCACCUGGCACCGGCAAGACCUUGUGUGCCCGCGCCCUCGCGAAUGAAUGCUCCAAGGCGGGUCAGCAUGUGAGCUUCUUUAUGCGUAAAGGUGCUGACUGUCUCAGCAAGUGGAUUGGUGAAUCAGAGCGCAUGCUUCGCCUUCUGUUUGACCAGGCAUAUGCCAUGCGCCCUUCCAUCAUUUUUUUUGAUGAGAUUGAUGGGCUGGCACCCGUCCGCACUAGCCGCCAAGAGCAAAACUACAGCUCCAUCGUUAGCACCCUCUUGGCGCUCAUGGACGGUCUCGAUUCGCGCGGCGACGUCGUGGUCAUCGGCGCGACGAAUCGCAUCGACCACAUUGAUCCUGCACUGCGACGCCCGGGUCGCUUUGAUCGCGAGUUUGCCUUUGAAUUGCCUUCCUGUGAGGCACGCCAGCAGAUCCUAUCCAUCCACACUCAGGCGUGGCAGCCGCCCUUGGCCAAUAAAUUGCUGAGCGAUGUUGCCAGGCGGUGUACGGGAUAUUGCGGGGCCGAUCUCAAAGCACUCUGCACUGAAGCAGCUUUACUCGCGUUCCGCCGCAUCUAUCCAGAGGUUUACUCGAGUGAAGCCAAGUUAGACAUUGAUGUGAAGACGAUCGAAGUGGCGCCCAGUGAUUUUGUCGGAGCCAUGGAAAGCAUCACCCCAGCAGCCCAGGUGCAGUUUUGGCUACCAUACCCCCCCUUGCCUCUCACCUUUCAGGAUCUGCGGCAACACCAUGCUUAUCCACGCAUUCCAUACAUUGCAUUCAACGCACAGCGCGCUCGGCAGCCGUCAGGACAGGGCUUGCCACCGCUGUUGCGCCCGGUUCUGGCCGAUGCGCUAGAGCGCCUCAAUGGGCGUCUGGCGCACAUCGUACCGGCCAUGCACGCCAAUCGUCUCAAAACGAUACGGCGUCGCCAGUCGCCUGGCGCCCGCGCUCGUCAACUUAUUGUGCGAGAGGCGCUGCGCCGCGCGCCUUCGGUGCUCUACUGCCCAGCUAUCGACGCCCUCGCACAGCACGCGAGUGACGUGCUGCUGGCUGCAAUUGUGCAGCUCAUUCAGAGUUUUCCGCUUCGCGACAAAGAGGUCUUGUUGUUGGGCACCGCCGAGGACGCUCAAGCCAUCGGACGGCUGCGCGCCUUAUUUUAUGAGGAGGAGAGCGUUUCGCUGUGGCAACAACCAGCGCGGGCAGUGGACGCAAUUAUGGAGAUGGUCCACACGCGCCCACCGCCGCCAUCCAAGUGGAGCAUCCGCGUGAUGGCCAAGCCCAAGUCUGCAGCCGCGCGACCAGCGCGUCAACUCAGUCGAGCAGAGAAGGCAUCGGUGCGCCAACAACAAGCGGCUCUUUUGCGAGAGUUGCGCAUGUACUUGCGAAAUGUUUUACGUUCGCUCACCCGCGAGCGCAAAUUUAGCAUGUUUGCUACGGCUGCCGAUCCAAAAUCGCUAAUGCAUGUGUGUGUGUGUGUGUGUGUGUGUGUGUGUGUGUGUGUGUGUGUGUGUGCAGAGGCCUAUGAGGACGUGCCAGACUAUAUGGAAGUGGUCAAGCAGCCCAUGAACUUGGAGAUGAUGCUUGACAAACUCAACGAGGAAGAGUACAUGUGCACGGAUGACUUUUUGGCGGAUCUGGACUUGAUUGUCGAAAAUGCUUUGACGUAUAAUCCCACCACUGCCCGGCGUGAUCGCGCUAUUCGGCAAGCGGCCAAUGACCUGCGGGACGAAGGCCAUCAUCUCAUCGAGAACGCAGAACGCACGCACGGUGAACUGCUCCAGGAGUGCCGCCGCAUCGCUGCUGCACGGCGCCAGACGGAGUCGGCCGUGUUGCUAAAGUUGGCACAGGGUCCACGCACUCGACACAGACAGCAAGUGCUUGAAGAUGCCGGGGUGGAGGUAGUGGAUGAGCGAGAUCCGCUCGCGCUCGACGACGAGGGCGCCGAUGAGGCCGAGCCUGCCAUGCCUCAUACUUCAACGGCUUCAGCUGCAGUGGUGCCAGAGCCGCAACAAGAUGACCAUGUGUCGGCGCCGGGUCGGGCGCCUGGCCCGGCAACUGCCUCAGAGCCACCCAAGUCUCCCUCAAACGCUGCGGAAAAAGAGAUUGACAAGGACGGCACAGAUGGUGCUUCAAGCCCCGUCACAUCGCAAGCAUUGGCGCCAUCUGCGACUGAUCAAAGCUCGGCGCCCGACGUUGUUCAGACCCCAGCUCGGGCUGAGAGCACGACCCUGCUGGUCGACGGGAAGACCGCGGCGUCAGCGUGUGGCGCGAGCAACGUGGAGGCUGAGGCUGAGGGCGAGGAUGGACAACCAGCUGCUAAGCGACCUGCCUUAGACCAUGCCAUCAAUGCGGCAGCGCCGACAAUGCCGCCUGCGGCAGUAGUCGAGCCGGUUGCCCCCGAGCGCAUGGGCACCGCGACCGAUUCCGAGGAACAAAAGGAUGUCGAGGGAUCCACGGAACCAGAGACGCGGGAUCCAGAGGGACCUGCGUCCGUCGAGGCUACCGAGCUGAAUGAAAGCGUGGAACACGAUGUGUUGCAAGACAUGAACGCGGGAACAACUCGAGAUUUGUCGGAGAAUCGCAUCAGUCAGGUGCCCACGGCAGCAGCACGAGAUCAGCUCUUUGAGCGCUGGAUCGCCGAGUACGACAAGAAAGAGCUUGUGCUGGCGCCAGAACUGCUGCAGGAGCUUCGACAGGUCUGGCAAGAGAUGCUACCGGCGGCCUGCGACCUUCAGCGUUUGCUCAACUUUUUUUACCGGUGCCUGCGCCUCCUGCAUGAGCACCGGCUGAAUUGGGACAAGACGAGUCUGCUUCUGGCGUUGCGCAAGGUCACUUUCUAA
Molecule: messenger RNA, 4188 nt
Organism: Monosiga brevicollis MX1
Lineage: Eukaryota; Choanoflagellata; Craspedida; Salpingoecidae
Exons: 25
Coding region: 1-4188 (1395 amino acids)
Biological process (GO): positive regulation of transcription by RNA polymerase II
Cellular component (GO): nucleus
Molecular function (GO): ATP binding; histone binding; chromatin binding
Source: RefSeq, a predicted model, not a curated record